AUGUGUACACAAUUACCAGUAUUUACUAACCAUCAGUACGGACCGUGUACUUGCUCGUUCAAUUAUGGGAUCAGAACUAUUCAUAUUAAUUCACGUUUAUUGUAUGCCGUAUUCUUUACGUAUACUCUUUUACUAGCAGGGUACAUGCAUAUUGACAAAAAAUACAAGACUAGAGGCUCAUGGAUUUCAAUUAAAGAUUUGGCAGAUCCUACAUGCGUUAUUACUGGUGGUAGCCGUGGUUUAGGGUCUGAAAUUGUCCAAUCACUCAUUAAGAGUAUCCCCAAUAUAAGAAUUGUCAUUUUAGAUGUCGUCGAACCAGAGCUAAAGUUACAGUCAUGGAAAGAGCAAAUCAAGUUCAUUAAGUGCGAUCUUUCAGAAGAUAAUGCUGUAGAAGAAGCAAUUUCACUUAUCAAAAAAACAUAUGGUAAGGUCAAUGUUCUAAUAAAUAAUGCAGCUAUUAGAGGGAGAUUUUCAAGACUAGCUGAUAUGCCAUCUAAUGAGAUUGCCACGAUAUUCCAUGCCAACGUUCUAUCAACUAUUAAACUAAUACAAGCAUUCCACCCGCUUAAGACAGAACCUAACGAUUUUUACUAUGUUGUUAAUGUUGCAAGCGCCUUGGGUAUACUAUCGCCUGCUAGAGCCAGCACAUACGCGGCAACUAAAGCGGCAUUGAUUUCAUAUCACGAAUCUUGGACGUACGAACUUCUGAGUGAAAAUGUAAUGAAUGUGAGAACGUUGCUCGUUCUACCUGGGCAAAUGGAUACACAGAUGUUCCAAGGCUUUGAGCCUCCAAGACAAUUUUUUGCACCAGUGGUCAAGGCCCCUAAAUUAGCGAAAGAGAUUGUUGCAUGUUGUAUUCAGGGCAAACGUGGCGAGAUCUGUAAACCAUUUUAUGUGAACUUUCUGAGAAUGUUCAAGUGUUUCCCUGAAAUGCUGAUUGAAAAACUGCGAGCAUUCUCGAAGAUGGAUGAAUGCUUGCCUCUUGACGAAGCUAAAUAG
Molecule: messenger RNA, 999 nt
Organism: Kluyveromyces marxianus DMKU3-1042
Lineage: Eukaryota; Fungi; Ascomycota; Saccharomycetes; Saccharomycetales; Saccharomycetaceae
Gene: TDA5
Product: Tda5p
Exons: 1
Coding region: 1-999 (332 amino acids)
Molecular function (GO): oxidoreductase activity, acting on the CH-OH group of donors, NAD or NADP as acceptor
Source: RefSeq, a predicted model, not a curated record